Molecule: messenger RNA, 5568 nt
Organism: Calypte anna (Anna's hummingbird)
Lineage: Eukaryota; Metazoa; Chordata; Aves; Apodiformes; Trochilidae
Gene: DDX28
Product: DEAD-box helicase 28
Exons: 1
Coding region: 2-1639 (545 amino acids)
Molecular function (GO): ATP binding; RNA helicase activity; nucleic acid binding
Source: RefSeq, a predicted model, not a curated record
CAUGGUGCUGAGCCGCGGCGGGAUGGCAACGGUCCUCCUGCUGCUACCACGGCGGCUGGCGUCCACCGGGGCGGCGGCAGCGAGCGGGCAGCCCCCCGAUAGCGUGGUGCGCAUCCCCUGGGCCCUGCGGAUGCGCCUGCAGCGGGGCGCGCAGCGCCGUCGACGCGGGAAAGGGGAGGCGGCGAAAACCGUGCGACCCGGGAAGCUGCUGCUGCGGAGCCGGCGGCCGGAGCUGAGCCAACCUUCCUGGCAGACGGUGGGGCGCUGGGAGCGGCCGCAACUGGUGUCGGCGGGCUGGAAGCACAGGAAGGCCCGCGGGGACUACUUCCAGCUGGAGCCCUCGCAGGAGGCGGCUCCCGCCAUUCAGGCGCAGCAGCCUGACUCGGGGCACGGCCCGUCUUUCGCCGAGAUGGGGCUGCAGCCGGCGCUGCUGUCCGGCCUGGAGCGCCUCUCCGUCGGCCGCCCCACGGCGGUGCAGCGCCUCGCCAUCCCCGCGCUGCGCCGCGGCCGCAGCGCUCUCUGCGCCGCCGAGACCGGCAGUGGCAAGACGCUGGCCUACCUGCUGCCGCUGCUGGACGGGCUGCUCUCCCGCCCCGAGGAGCCGGCCGAGGGGGCGGCGGCGGUGGGGCCGGCAUCGCCCCGCGGGCUGGUGGUGCUGCCGUCGCGGGAGCUGACAGCGCAGGUGGGCGCGGUGGCGGCGGCGCUGUGCCGGCCGGCGGGGCUGCCGGUGUGCCGGCUUACGGGCGGCAGCGCGGCGGGCGGGCUGCGGAGGCAGCUGCGGGCGCCGCCGCCGGGUCCCGCCGUACUGCUGGGCACCCCCGGGGCGUUGCGGGAAGCGCUGCGGCGGCGCUUCCUGGCCCUGGAGCGUCUGCGCUGGAUGGUGCUGGACGAGGCGGACGCCCUGAUGGACGAAACCUUCGCCCAGUCGCUGGAGGAGAUCCUGGCACACGCGCCUCUGGCCGCCGGUGCUCCCGAGCCGGCCGGCCCCGGGGAGGCGAGGACGCAGGUGGUGGUGGUCGGAGCCACCUUCCCCGCGGGUUUGAGCCAGACCCUAGAGAAAUUCACUGAUGUAGGCCGGUUCGUCACCCUCGGCACCCGGAGCCUGCAUCGCCUGCCUCCCCACAUCCCGCAGAAGUUUAUGCGCCUCAAGGGCCAGGACAAGCUGCCUGAACUGCUGCAGCUACUCAAGGAGCACCCAGCAUCCGGCGGGGCUGUUCUCAUCUUCUGCAACAGUGCCAGCACUGUCAACUGGCUGGGCUAUAUCCUGGAUGACCACAAAAUCAAGCACCUGAGGUUGCAGGGGCAGAUGUCAGCAGAUGCUAGAGCUGGCAUCUUUGCCUCCUUCCAGAAGGGUGAUGUGUCAGUCCUUGUCUGCACUGACCUCGCAUCAAGGGGGCUGGACACCAGUAGUGUGCAGCUGGUAGUCAACUAUGACUUCCCUGACACCCUGCAGGACUACCUGCACCGUGUGGGGAGAGUUGGACGGGUUGGCAGCAGGGCACCUGGAGCUGUGGUUAGUUUUGUCACCCAUCGGUGGGAUGUGGAUCUGGUACGGAAAAUAGAGACUGCAGCCCGAAAAAGGACAGGUCUCCCAGGCAUGGACUCCUCUAUUAAUGAGCCUCCACCUAGAGGAGCUUGAUUCAAGUUGCCAGGUAGUAACAAAUCAUCUGGUUGGGAAUAAUGUUGAAGUCAUUAAGGCAAUGAAUUUGUGUGUGUCAGCUGGGCUGAAAGACAAUUACAUUUCAGAACCAGCUGAUCAGGUUAACUUUGUGGAUUGUUUUAGAAGCUACAAUAAUAAUUUCCACAGGCAUCAUAACUCAUGGCUUUCCAAAAGGAAGCUAAGAAAUGAGUAAUAAAAUGCCUUUAGUGAAGGCUGAAGAAUGAUCUCAGCUACUUUUGUUUGUGUUGAGGCUUUUAACUUGAAUUCAAGCUAUGUUGAAAGUAUGCCUGUGUGAUGUGCAGCUCUUGCAUUUCACACUUCCCACCAGAUAAACAUUCAUUAUUUAAACUUAGAAAAAAAAAUCCUAUCAUUGUUACCUCUUUCACCAAUUAUCUGUAGAAAGACUAAGAGACAAAUUAUAUUUGGUGUUCUUGUGAUACAGCAGCUCUUUCAGAGAAUUCUAGACCUCUAAAGUUUGGUGGAAAGGAGAAGACAAAACUUGAGGCUUUUUCAAGGCCUUAAUUUGCCAUUUUAUUGCUAUCUUUCAUUGAGAAAGGAGAUCUUGCUGCUUCAUGUUCUAUAAAAUAGUAAUAAUAAUAAACCCUCUGAGUGUUUUAUGCUCAUUUUCUCUGCAUGCUGUAGCAACAUGUUCAGUCUCUGAGCUGAUUGUAAAAAUAAUUAAAAAAAAAAAAUAUUAAAAAAUCCCAAACCAAACAAAAACCUUUUGGCACUUUAGAUCUACCCAAAGCUUUUUAUUGUAUAUACCCAGAGAAUAUUAUAUUUACCAACAAAGCUUUUUGGAAGAAUUUCUUUUAAAGCAAAACUACAGUUCUUUUAAGCAUAUAUUGAGAAAUACAAGAUUCUUACUGUAAUUAUAUUCAGGAUCACACAGACAUUAAAACCCUGGGAUACAUAAGGUGAUAUAGAGACAUCCACAAAUGCAGACAUCCACGUGACCAAUGUGUCAUGGGAAGGGUUUUAGUAUCCAACAGGUAAAUACUGUAGGUAAAUAAAUACUGUAGGUAAAUAAAUAUUGUAAAGACUUUAAAGGAAUUUAGAGACUUUAUCACAGCUAAUGACCUACAAGUAUUUAUAGCUUGCACAUGGUCAAAUUUGUUUAAGAAACCCAUUCAAAGACUUUUUAGUUUGACUGUUCCUAAACUGCUUUUCAGUGCUCUUUAAAUAUCACAUUGCUCAUUAUUCACAUCGUGGUGACUAUCUACACACAUCAUUAACUUCUUGUCUGUCAAUAUACUACCUUCUGUGUAAUUUAUUUUAGACUUUAAGGGUGUAACUACGACUGCAUGUGAGUUCUGCCCUAUAGGCUCCACAAGGACAUUCAGGUACUUCUGUAGCACAUAGCCCAGUGUCUAGCAGAGUACCCUAGGACAAGCUGUGUCAAGUAUCCUAACAGCCAGGUGGAAAAAUGUUUUAUCACUCCAGUAUUCUGACGGAGUCUAUGUUUUUGCAGAGUGCACUGUGCCCUGAAAUGUACUUCUAUACCUCAUGUCCUCAGACAAAGCUCUUUCCCUGCCUCUUCCUGAAAUGUAUUUGUGAGUGCAAUUUACGUGCUGGUGGUUGAGAAGUUCUCCAUAGAUGUUCUGACUAUUUUCUUUGUGGGAUCUGGCCGCAGGAAGAACUUGCAGUAAAAGUCUUGCCUGCUGGCCUUGUGGAAAUUUCCUGAGAGGAAAGCAUAAGUGAUGCAGUUGAUGCAAGAGUUUCUGUAGGCUAGGCAGUGAGAAAUGAUGUGGAAGGUGAAGGAGAUAUUGUUUAGAGGAAACUGCCCAAAGCCUGGCCACAUGUUGAUGAUGUUGUGUGGCAGCCAUGAGAGCAGGAACACAGUGACCAUGAGGAGUGCUGUCUGGAAAAGGCAAGAUCACAUAUGACAUGGUUGCAGUGAUCGAGUCUGUGGUAUGAGUGAGAACGCCUUCCUCUGUCAGUCAUGAAGGCAGCAGAGCACAGGCAACACAGGCAACUGCCAGGUGGGCACAUUAUGAUAAUAUGAAAAAACCCCAGCAAAACAAUCAACCCACCUCCCUGGGGAAAAAAAAAAAAAGAUUGCCUGGUUUUGGCUCAAGCAAAUAAUUCUAUAGGUAAUGGAGACAGUGCCCAUGAAACUCCAACAAUACAAAGCAUGCAACAGUAGUACUAUAUAAUAUGGAAGAGUGGCAGUAAUAUUCCUUAAGGUUUGGAGGCUGAGGAAUGUUAAAGCAAUCAAAAACAGUUGCUGAGGUAAACAGUCUGGCUACAAGGAAAUGUGUAGUGUAACACAGGCUGAUCUGAGGAGAAAGAUAUUUCUAGUAGCUUCCAUCUUAUUGGAGAAUCAGUAAAAAAAGAAACCAAGGGAAACGGCUCAUAGUGGAUUAUUCAUUUUAAAAUAUUUAUUGCUCUUUGGUUAUAUUCCUCGCUCAAUGAUGACCUGAGGGAGACUCACUAUGCCUGUGCCGUGCUCUCCAGUCAGGCAGCUCAGCCACUGCCACAAGCUCUACUUCAUAAGUUCCAAAGCUUCACCUGAGGUAAAAUUUUCCUGAAAAUGGUGUGCUUCAAAGUCACCAUCCAAAAUGAAGUUUACCUUGAGGUAAGCUGCUGACUGCAGCUGUGGUAGCCCCACAGCUGUGACUGGGGAAGAGGAUAAAAGGGUGGAGGCAGCAACUUGAAAGGGCUGAGGAAAAUGGUGGAGCACUGUGAGGGGGUUGCUGGGUGGAGGAGAAGGUGCUGCCAGGAGGGGAAGGGUGGAGGGAGAGGCAACCUUGAAAGGUAGGUAGGAAGUAAGUAAGUAAGUUUAAGGUACUUGAAAUUUUGGAGUGAAAUUUAGCAGGCUGCUUCUGGAGAUUCUUUUCCUUUUGUUAAGGAGAAAUGGUGGGUUGAGGAGUUAGGCUUAGGCUUUGAGGAACUUGGAGGAAUGGGAAGAUGGUAGGGGCUGUGUUUUGGGGCUGUGAGUCCAGGCUGUUGGCUGUGCCUGAGGCAGGGAGCCUCAUUGAUGUCAGCCUAGUGCCUUACACUAUAAAUAUUGCUAUGGAGUUAAUGUCUGGGGGACCUGUGGGAUGCAUACCAAGAAAUAGCUCAGUCUUCAUUGCAGAUGUAUUUCCCCUAUUGAACAAAACUUUCUCAGCCUGGUAUGGUUAAGGGUGUGAGUUACAACAAAAACAGACUUGUAAAUAUUUUUAAAAUUUAUUUUAUUUUUGUGGAAGCCUUUGAAGAUGUUGAAGAAUGAAUUUUAUUUACUGUAAACUACAGUAAAUAAAAUUAAACUGUAAGUCAAUUCAACUUCCUUUCUGUAAGAAAGAAGCCCUGAUUCCUGUGGAAGUAGGACCUCAAUUUUCAAGUUUAACAAGGCUGAGGGUGUUGCUUUUCCUUUCUACCACUAGCCCACUCAGGGAAUACCUAGCAAAGCUCAGAAUUUACUGACCUAGGGCCUCAGAGAGAUUUAAUGCCUCUUUUUUGGAUGACUGCAGUAGAUACACAGCAGGUGACCACUGUUUCCAGCAAAACAUGCUUUUCAACUUAUUUAGUGUUUCUCAUUUGUAUUUUGUCACCUUAAUAAAUACAGCAAUUUGCAAAUAUGUAUAUUGUGUCCUUAGAAGAACUGUUGUACAAGUAGCAGAAAAGCAAUGGAGAAAAAUGAAAAUUUAGGCUUCAUUUCAGCUUAAGGUUUACAGCCUUACUAGUAUAGGUUGGUGCUUCUGUCUAAUUCCCUUGCAUGAUUUUGUGUGAGUGGUGUGUAAUUACUUUCCUACAAGAAGGAUACUUUUCUAGUGAACAAAACUUCAUUUAUGCUCUGGUUAUAGUGGUGACAUCCAGCAGCUGUUUUGUCUGAGAGAGAAGACCUGCAGGAUUUUGUGUUUUAUUUUAAAGCACUGUAUCACUGUACCUGGUAUGCUAAAAUGAAUAAAUGGAAGUUAUAAAGG